GUUGAGUUUGCCGCAAGGAAGGCGUGGACAUGCUUCGUGAUGGCCACCCUGCUCAACAAUGUCAAGUCCGAGGAGUUACCACUGAUCGGGGGAAUUGGCUCAGCGACCCCGGCCACGGAUCCUGAAAUCAACCGAAUUGCGCAGCAGUCCCUGAAGCUUGGGGCGCAGGGUAGCGGUGUGGCGGGUGGUGCUUGA
This is a messenger RNA of Ostreobium quekettii, 195 nucleotides long. The record is from the annotation of a GenBank genome assembly. NCBI's taxonomy places the organism in Eukaryota, Viridiplantae, Chlorophyta, Ulvophyceae, Bryopsidales, Ostreobiaceae.